Messenger RNA from Caenorhabditis auriculariae, 2445 nucleotides. NCBI's taxonomy places the organism in Eukaryota, Metazoa, Nematoda, Chromadorea, Rhabditida, Rhabditidae. The record is from the annotation of a GenBank genome assembly.
AUGUUGCCGGUUUCGGGCGUUUGGUCGGUGGCGGCGCAGAGAAAAAGACGUCUGUAUUUUUUGGCUGCUGUCUGGCCUGAGAGAGCGCCCAAAAGGGUGAGAGCUGUAGUCCGGCGUUUCCACUUUAGUCAUGCUCUCUCGCCGGUUUCAGUCGAGCAUACACGCGCCUUUUCCUCUGUGGAGUGGCAGUACUGUGGGGCGAGGAUUUUCUUUCCCUCCGAGCUCGGCAAUUCGAAGGUGGCGUCGAGUAGUAUUGGGUUGUGCACAAAUGAUUUUGGCUUUUAUAAGGAAUUUCUUUCGUGGUAAUAGAAAAAUUGGUUAGGACGGUGCGGUUUUCGAGCUUCUUAUCAAAUAAAUUAGGGAGGAUUUUAGUCAAAAAAUGUUGAUCCUUUCAUUCAUUAUAGACAUUCGUUCUUGAAAGCUUACGGCUUCUUCGUACGAAUAUUUCAAAUUUUCACUUUUGAUACGGUUGACUUGUAAAGUGAAAAAAUUCAUGAGUGCGACAGUUCUUUUUUAAAUUUUACGAGUUUAGUUUUAUUUUAUUGCUCAGGGUUUGAUUCUAAAACAUAGAAAUUUAGGGCUUCUUCUCGAAAUGAGUGAAAUUUUAAGCUUUCAAGUUUCCUCGAGUUUUUUUUUUGACAGUCAACAUAAACGAUACUAAAGAAAAAAAAGCACAUUUUUGAUGACUCACCUUUUUUAAGCGAAGUUUUUGAUCCACUUAAUAGCGUAGAUCAGAGGUCGAAAGUAUAGUCAAAGUUUUUAAACAGCUUCAGCAAUUUUCAUACUCAUUUUCCGAAUUUUCUCCGAUUUCUUGGAAAUUUUUCAGAUUAGAUUCUUUAGGGGUUUAUGAAAAAGAUAAAUUGAAGGCUUUUAAAACUUGAAUACUUUAAACCUCUAUACGUUCGGCUUCUGGUUGUUUUAAUUUCUAGGCAACAUUUCAGAGCUUUCAAUUUUUAACAACAAAUAAAAGCGAAAUUCAUUUGUUCACAACCUGGUGCCAUCCCCGAGGCGCCACCUGACAGUGUCUUACAAGAUCAUUCAUACCUCUCUUUCUUUUUCACACUUUCUGAGCUUCAUCCUGAACCAAGUAAGCUCAAACGCACUCAACUUGAUCGUCAGAUCAUCUGAAACGAAUAUGCUGGACAUAUACUUUGUUGAAAAAGUGCUUUUCAGAAACUUUCGAAUUCAAUUCAGAAUUCAUUUGAACGGUUUUUACUUUUUGAAGUACCCAGUCAAUAAACUACCUUUUUUUUCUAUACUGAAGCUUCAACAUUUUUUUUUAAAUCAAAAGCAAUACUUAUUCCGUUCUCCAUGUUCUAUAGUAAACUAGACAGUUUCAGAAUAACUUCGAAAAAUUUUUCUUAUUUUUUUGUACAUAGAAUUUCAAAAAAAUUUGAUUCCAGCAGCUUUUUAUUGCUGAGCGUCUUGAACAUGAAGUUAUUGACCAUGGCGAACUGUAGAAGGAUUCAAAAAGCAAUAAGUUAUUAAAAUAUUAAAAGCCUUGUUGUACACAUUUGAUUGAAUUGGCAAUUUGGUUUCUCUCAUAGUGAGCUUUUCAUUGUUCGAGAUCCUCUUUACAUCAUCCAAGUCUUUCCUUCGAAAAAAUUGGUAGAACAUCAAAAACUUGUAAAUAGUUCAUUUGAAAAAAAAAAUUAGAAUAAUUCAACUUCAAGAGCACUUUUUCAACAUAGCGCUAGGUCAUCAUGUCGUUUCAACGGCCUGAGAUCAAGCUUGAGAGAUUCACUGAAGCUCAGAAAGUGGAAGAACAAGAGAGGCGUGAUUGACUUGCAAGACACUGUCAAAUUACGAGCUUGGAACUGAAAGGAAGCCUCGCUUGACAGGACUCUCACCAGGCCUAGAGCCUCCUACCAAAUUCUCGACCUCAGGCUCCACUGCACUCUGGAGCCUGAGGUCGAGGCCUCCGACUUGGGCUCUACAGCCUCCCUGUGGAGUCUGAGACUGAGGUCUCUGGCUUGGGCCCUUAAGGCCUGGACCGGAGACUCCGUCUCAGACUUCAUAGGUCUGUGGAGUUUGAGGCUGAGGUCUCUGGCUUGGGCCCAUAAGGCCCGAGCUGGAGACUCCGCCUCAGACUCCAGAGGGGGCCGGGGAGUUCGAGAUCGGUGACUCCGACCGGCAACGGAAGCUCCAAAAGAAAGUCCGGCAGCGGCUCUGACCCUGCCGGACAAAACCAAGUACAAAAGGGGGAAGAGAAUUCUUUAUUUUAUUUCAUGAAACAGAGUGUCCGGUUCGAUGCUGCCCUCGGAGUACGACGUCGUCCGGCAUCCAUCCCGUCACAUCAUUCGACCUGAAAUCCUCCCCAUUAGCCCCCUUCGACUCCCUUCCCUUAGUUCUCGGAAAUCUGGAGCGUUCUGGACGUCUGCUUCAAAUGACCCAGAAUCGAUCCUCUUCCUUGCAGUGACUCGAGUGGAAUGCCUUUCUGACUGA